Messenger RNA from Daktulosphaira vitifoliae (grape phylloxera), 504 nucleotides. RefSeq lists its product as uncharacterized. Lineage: Eukaryota; Metazoa; Arthropoda; Insecta; Hemiptera; Phylloxeridae. The coding region runs from base 1 to 504 and encodes 167 amino acids. The record is from RefSeq and is a predicted model, not a curated record. The transcript has a single exon.
AUGUAUCGUGAAUUCACCGCUAGAGGUUCUCGAAAAUGGAUUAAUAUAUUAGACUUGUUGAUGGAAAAAUAUAAUAACAGUAAACAUCGUACGAUUGGAAUGACACCAAUACAAGCUGAUAAGAAUCCGUUAUCGGUGAAAUUUAAUCAUAGAAAAGUUUUAAAAUCUAAAGCUAAAUUCAGAAUAGGUCAAAAAGUGCGUAUAUCUAUUUAUAAAACUUUGUUUAUUAAAGGUUAUAUAGCUAAUUGGUCGAGUGAAAUAUUCACUAUUGCAAAAGUAAACAACACCUUGCCGGUGACUUAUAUGUUAGAAGAUUACACUGGUGCGCCUAUAAAAGGUUGUUUUUAUGAGCAUGAAAUACAACUGACUAAAUAUCCAGACGAUUUUCUCAUAGAGAGAAUUAUUAAAAGAAAAAACUCUAAAGUAUUGGUGAAAUGGUUGGGUUAUGACACUUCUCACAACUCUUGGAUAUCUGUGAAUGAUAUAAAAAGUGAUGAAAAUUAA